UACAUAUGUCGGUAUCACCAACGUAGUGGAGUUUUUCGUGAGUUUAAUAACUUUUAUAAAAAUGUAAUUGUGUUACAUACAUUAACUACAAGAAAUUAAAUAUACCAUCUAAUCUCUAUAAAGAAUAUCAACCGAGUUGAAAGAACUAAAUCAUGUUGGAACUACCUCGUAUAACGAGAGCUCUCAGGGCGCACACGCAGCUAGACAAACCGCGCUGUUUGAAACCUUCUGACUUGCAGAACUUCAAUCAGACAGUCCAACAAAAAAGUCAGCAAAAUUACAAAAGUUAUGCAGACAUCUACAACUAUGUGAGGGAAAAUGAGCUGAGCACUGUCCUAAAAUAUCUGGAUGAACUAAAGGAGUCAUGCAAACUACUCACUGGGGAUCAACCAGAUGAGAUUAUCGAAGAUGCUGCAGUUCUCACACUUAGGAUGUUUAUAGACCAUGAUAUUGUUAUGUUAAAACAUCUUUCACAACUUAGACAAAUGUUUGGUACAGUUGUCUCUUCUACGGCUAACAAAAUUUGUCAGAUAGUUACAAACAUAUCAAGCAAUAUAAAAGAAGACACUAAAGAAUAUAUCAAGAAAGAAAUAAAUGAUUCUAAUAAAGAGAACAUAAAAAUGUGGGGUGAUCAUAUACAAUGUCACUAUGUGCCAUAUAAACCUGCUAAAAAGCCACUACCUAAGCUUACAAAGAAACCAGCUGUUUCCAGUACAUUUGUUUCUGAUUUUUCAAUGAAAUACAUCAAUGAUAGUGUUCGAAGGGAGAGCAGAAAUGUUGAAAAGCCGCCAGUGUCUAAAUUUGGUAAAACCUGGCUGGAAACAAAAGUGCAAGGGCUAUACAAUAAUGAUGGUGGAAUGUCAAGUGCAGAUAUACUGCAGUCUAUAAUCACUUUAUUGAACUCUCCGAGAAGCAAUGAUGAUAUGCAGAAUGAUCUCUUCGAGUUGCUGGGUUUUGACAAAUUUGAAUUCAUUCAGGAGAUAUUGGAACAUAGACAGGAAAUUAUUGAUAGUUUAAAGGCACCUCCUGUGCAACCAACAAUAUCGGAAAUUGCUGCCUUGCUACCAGAAAAUAAAAUGCCUCAAUACUUGUGCCAAGUAUCAGUGCUGUCUGAACAAGAGAAGAUGCUAGCAAAGCUUGUUAGGAAAGAAGAGAAGAAAGCUAAGAAUGUUAAGAAAGUAGACGAUGACGAAGAAGAACAUGAGAUUAAUAUUGCACAAUUAAGAGCUAAAAGAAUAACAGAGCUUUCGAAACCAGUGGUACCAUUUUCAACGACAAAAAGUAAAAUAGAUCCAAUAUUGCAGAAAAUAUCAUACUUUCAGACAAAAGUUCAAUAUCCAAAUGUUUACGAUUCUUCAAUCGAUGCCAAGAAUUCAGCUGGUUUUGUAUCGGGCAUGAAACUUAUGCUACCUGAAAAUGCCAUAAGAAAAGACAUAAAGGAGUAUGAAGAAGUGAUUAUACCUAAAAAUGAACCGGCGCCUUUGCAGAUUGGUAACAAACGUGUACCGAUAUCGGAAUUAGAUGAGAUAGGUCAAAUGGCGUUUGAAAACAUAAAAGAGUUGAACCGUAUCCAGUCGGUGGUGUUCCAAACAGCGUACAAUACCAACGAGAACAUGUUGAUCUGUGCACCGACUGGCGCAGGCAAGACUAACAUCGCACUGCUCGCUGUACUGCAUCAGAUCAGACUUCACAUCGAGAAUGAUGUUAUUAUGAAGAAUAAGUUUAAAAUAAUUUAUAUCGCGCCAAUGAAAGCGCUGGCUUCAGAAAUGACGGCCAGUUUCGGCCGACGUCUGCGCGCGCUCGGCGUCGCCGUCAAAGAGCUCACCGGCGACAUGAAACUCACCAAAACUGAAGUACAGCAAACUCAGAUGAUUGUUACCACACCUGAAAAAUGGGAUGUCGUUACAAGGAAGGGAGCAACCGACACUGAACUAGCGUCUAUAGUAAAAUUACUAAUAAUAGACGAGGUACAUUUACUGCACGGGGACAGGGGACCCAUAGUGGAGGCGAUAGUCGCGCGCACGCUGCGCCAAGUGGAAUCCACACAAAACAUGAUCAGGAUUGUCGGUCUGUCCGCCACACUGCCUAAUUACGUAGAUGUUGCCAGAUUCUUACGCGUUAAUCCAAACAUAGGACUAUUCUUCUUCGACUCCCGGUUCCGUCCUGUACCAUUGGAACAACAGUUUAUUGGCGUUAAAGAGGUCGGCAGCGGCGGCGGCUCGCAUCUUAGACAGAUGCAAACAAUGAACGAAAUAUGCUACGACAAAGCGGUAGAUAUGGUACAAAAGGGCCAUCAAGUUAUGGUGUUCGUACACGCUCGUAACGCGACGCACCAAACUGCGAUGGUAUUAAAAGAAAUCGCACAGAAAAAGGGCCAUUUGAAACACUUCGAGCCAGAAGAUACUGGUGGUUUCUUAAAAGCUAAGAAAUCUAUUAGUAGCAGUCCCAAUAAACAAUUAGGUGAAUUGUUCGCUGCAGGCUUCGCUUGUCACCAUGCUGGUAUGUUGAGGAGUGACAGGAACAUGGUUGAGAAGUAUUUCGCGGAGGGCUAUAUUAAAGUAUUGGUGUGUACGUCGACACUUGCCUGGGGCGUUAACUUGCCCGCACACGCUGUUAUAAUAAGGGGUACAGAAAUCUACGACCAGAACCACGGUACGUUCAUGGAUCUAAGUAUACUGGAUGUGCUACAAAUCUUCGGUCGCGCGGGCCGGCCGCAGUUCGACAAGUCGGGCACCGGUAUCAUCAUCACGACGCACGACAAACUCACGCACUACUUGAAGUCUAUGACCAAUCAGUUCCCGAUAGAGAGUAACUUCAUUAAUCUGUUGGCUGAUAACUUGAAUGCAGAGGUUGCUCUCGGCACAGUGACAAAUAUCGACGAAGCGGUGGAAUGGUUGAGUUACACGUAUUUGUUUGUUCGAAUGAGAAUUAAUCCACAAGUGUAUGGUCUGACAUACAGUGAUGUGCAAGAGGAGCCGAUGUUGGAGACGAAGCGUCGCGAGCUGAUUACAUCAGCCGCCAUGCAGCUCGACCGCACACUCAUGCUGCGCUACAACGAACGUACCGGAGAUCUUAAUAUUACUGACCUGGGCCGCACCGCCAGCCACUACUACAUUACUUGCGAGACCAUGGAGGUGUUCAACUCUAUGGUGCGCAAGUCUAUGACACAAGGCUACGUUAUUGAAAUGCUCACACGUUGCUCGGACUUCCAACAGCUAAAGGUCAGAAAAGAAGAAUUAACAGAGCUAUGGAACCUCAAAGACCAGUACUGCGAGCUUCGUAUAGAAGACCCUCCGGAAGAUACACAUUGGAAGAUUAAUAUACUGCUGCAAACGUAUCUGUCCCGCGGACGCGUCAAUGGAUCCUCUCUGCAGUCGGAUUUGAACUACAUUUGCAAGAACGCAGUACGAAUAGUACGAGCAUUAUUUGAGAUAACAUUACGUAAAAAUAACGCGUACAUGGCGGGUCUAUAUCUCAAAAUGGCGAAGAUGUUUGAACUACAGCAAUGGGACUUUUACAACGAUAUGAGACAAUUCAACUGCUUCCCCAACGAGAUACUGCGGCACAUCGAGUACCCGAUGCUCAAACCUGAUCAGAUCAGGGAUAUGGAGUGGCAGGAACUUGGUGAUUUACUUAGAAAUCCCAAAACAGCACGGCAUAUGAAGAAAUGCGCAGAUGAAUUCCCUCUUCUGGAAAUGGAAGCUUCUUUACAUCCCAUCACCAGAACUGUACUCAGAAUACGAUUAACUAUUACACCCAAUUUUAGAUGGAACGACAAAUACCACGGCAAAGCCCCAGAAGCAUUUUGGAUAUGGGUAGAAGAUCCCGAUACCGAUAUCAUGUAUUACCACGAAUACUUCCUUAUUACUAAAAAACAGGUUAUAACGAAUGAGCCACAAGAGUUGGUAAUAACAAUUCCGAUAUCAGAGCCUCUACCGCCUCAAUAUUAUAUAAGGGCUACGUCUGAAAGAUGGCUGGGAUCAGAAAGUGUUCUACCGUUAACAUUCCAACAUCUUAUAUUACCUGAAACGCAUCCUCCACAUACAGAUUUACUAGAACUCCAACCAUUACCGGUGACAGCUCUGAAUAACCCAUCAUACGAGAUGUUGUACAACUUCAGUCAUUUCAACCCGAUACAGAGUCAGAUCUUCCACUGCUUGUACCACACCGACAACAACGUGCUGCUGGGCGCGCCCACCGGCAGCGGCAAGACGAUAGUCGCUGAAGUCGCCAUGUUCAGAGUAUUCAACCAAUAUCCUGGUUGCAAGGUGGUGUACAUCGCACCAUUAAAAGCUUUAGUCAAAGAACGAAUAAAAGAUUGGAAAGUGCGUCUAGAGAAGAGACUUGGCAAGAACGUUGUUGAAUUAACAGGUGACGUGUCUCCCGAUAUCCGAGCGAUCAGGAACUCCCACGUGAUAGUGACGACUCCCGAGAAGUGGGACGGCAUCAGCCGCUCCUGGCAGACCAGGAACUACGUGCGGGAUGUCGCCCUCAUCGUCAUUGAUGAAAUACACCUGCUGGGGGAGGACAGGGGCCCCGUACUUGAAGUUAUUGUCUCCAGAACGAAUUUCAUAGAAUCACACACAUCAAGACGUCUCCGUAUAAUCGGUCUGUCGACGGCGCUCGCCAACGCCAAGGACUUGGCCAACUGGCUCAACAUCGGCGAAAUGGGGCUAUACAACUUCAGACCGUCAGUCCGACCUGUACCUUUAGAGGUGCACAUAUCUGGCCACCCCGGGCGGCACUACUGCCCGCGCAUGCUGAGCAUGAACAAGCCCACGUUCCAGGCCAUCCGCCAGCACUCGCCCUGCUCGCCCGCGCUCGUCUUCGUCUCCAGUAGACGGCAGACCAGAUUAACAGCACUGGAUCUUAUAGCAUAUUUGGCUGCAGAAGACAACCCAAAGCAAUGGCUGCACAUGCAGGAGUCGGAGAUGGAACAGAUUCUAUCGAACAUUCGAGAGUCUAACCUCAAGCUGACGCUGGCCUUCGGUAUCGGCAUUCACCAUGCAGGACUGCACGAGAAAGAUCGCACUACGGUCGAAGAGUUGUUUGUUAAUCAGAAGAUUCAGGUUCUAAUUUGUACGGCGACGUUGGCGUGGGGCGUCAACUUCCCCGCGCAUUUGGUAGUCAUCAAGGGAACAGAGUACUUCGACGGCAAGCAGAAGAGAUACGUGGAUAUGCCCAUCACUGAUGUACUGCAAAUGAUGGGCAGAGCUGGUAGACCUCAGUACGACAACGAAGGCGUCGCUGUAGUGUUAGUCCACGACCAGAAGAAGAACUUUUACAAGAAGUUCUUGUACGAGCCGUUUCCCGUUGAGUCCAGUCUCCUCGAAGUGUUGGCUGAUCAUCUCAACGCUGAAAUUGUUGCUGGUACUGUACAAACGAAGCAAGAUAUUCUAGACUAUUUAACAUGGACGUAUUUCUUCCGUCGCUUACUGAAGAAUCCUUCGUACUACAACUUGGACAGUCUGGAGCCACAAGACGUCAAUUACUAUCUCUCCAACCUCGUACACACUCGACUUGACGCCCUACUUAAUGCUAACUGUAUUCAAAUUGAAGAGGAUGAACGCACGCUGCACAGCACUUGGAUGGGUCGUAUUGCAUCUUAUUACUAUUUAUCUCACAAGACGAUGGCUCACUUCAACGAGCACUUGCACGCCAACAUGAACACUGACGACCUGCUGCGUGUGCUGGCUGACUCUGAGGAGUUCGCCACAUUGCCAGUCAGGCAUAAUGAGGAUAUACUUAAUGGGGAGUUAGCGCAACAAUGUCGUCUGCCGGUAGACUCGUUGUCUCUGGACUCGUCGAAUGUGAAGGCAUUCCUCUUACUGCAGGCUCACCUGACGCGACUCACGCUGCCCAACACUGACUACUUGACUGACACUAAGUCUGUGCUAGAUCAAACUAUACGAAUAUUACAGGCAAUGAUAGAUACCUCAGCGGAGAACGGUUGGCUAUCGGUCUGUCUGUCGUGUCAGGUAGUGAUGCAGUGCGUGGUGCAGGCGCGCUGGCCCACUGACUCCCCGCUCACUAUUCUGCCGCACGUCGAUUCACAACAUUUGUAUAUUUUCUCACAAAUUACUCAAGAUACGAAUAAACCGUGUAUAAUGUUGAAUGGACUGAAGGUGGCUUGUAUGAGGAAUUAUGAGUUAUUAGCUAAGUAUAGCAGGAGAGAGUUUGAAGAGUAUCAAAUUGAGCAGAUACAUAAAGCAAUUUGUGACCUUCCGACCUUAGACAUAAGGUUGAAAAUCCGUGGCUUGUGGUUCGACAGCGACUGCGAGCAAGAGAAAAGGAUACAACAGUCGCCUGGGAGAGAUUCCUGGCUUCCAUUACAUGCUGAACAGGAAUACACCUUACUAAUAGAGAUGGAGCGUCGCGGCGGCAACCCUAACAACGUGUUAUGUCCUCGUUUCCCUCGCGGCAAGAACGAGGGCUGGUUCCUGACGCUGGGCGACACGGAGCGCGGCGAGCUGCUCGCGCUCAAGCGGGCCCCGCCCCGCGGCACCGCGCCCCUCGCAUUCUACACACCAUCCAUCACUGGUCGCAUCAUAUACACAUUGUAUAUCCUAAGUGACAGUUACCUAGGUCUGGACCAGCAGUACGAUCUGCAGUUCGAACUCAUGGACCCCCUGCCUCCGGAGACUGUCGAUACUGUAUAUGACCCCGGGGAGAAGAUUAUUACUGAAUAAUUUAUUACAAGAAUAAAGUUUUAUUUAUGUUAA
Messenger RNA from Papilio polytes (common Mormon), 6722 nucleotides. It is a transcript of the gene obe, whose product is annotated as activating signal cointegrator 1 complex subunit 3. The record is from RefSeq and is a predicted model, not a curated record. The transcript is spliced from 39 exons. The coding region runs from base 153 to 6689 and encodes 2178 amino acids. NCBI's taxonomy places the organism in Eukaryota, Metazoa, Arthropoda, Insecta, Lepidoptera, Papilionidae. Gene Ontology annotation, molecular function: ATP binding; nucleic acid binding; ATP hydrolysis activity.